GAUGUGGGUAAAUUGACCGUCUUCGUAGUCUUACCAACUGAAAAUCCAAGUAAUGCAUAUCUGUGUGGGAAUAACUCUGCUGCACGCUCUUCCUGCCUAAGCAGCAGUUGUUUUCAGUUUUUCUUAUCGAGCCUCACAAAUUGUCCCCCCAUUGCCUUCUUCUUUCUCUCUUCUUCUCUGUAUCUCCGUCUUUUCUCUGUUUCUCCUCGUCUUUUCCGUGUUCUUCAUUUUUCUUUUUUUUUCUUUUUUCUUUUUUUUUUCCCUUUCUUUGAAAGACUGUAAAGAAACCAGACAGCCAUGAACAACAUCUACAGCAAAGAAAAGCUAGUGGUGGAGGUGAUUGCAGCUCACAAUCUCAUGCCAAAAGACGGUGAAGGCUCAUCUUCUUCAUUUGUGGAGGUUGAGUUUGAAAACCAGAGGCUGAGAACCCAAGUGAAAUACAAAGACUUGAACCCUGUUUGGAACGAAAAGCUCGUCUUCCAUGUCAAAGACGUUGCUGAUCUUCCUUACAGAACCAUAGAUAUCAACGUCUUCAACGAAAGGAGAUCGAGCAAUAGCAGAAAUUUUCUUGGUAAAGUCAGAGUCUCUGGUUCUAGCAUUGCAAAAGAAGGUGAAGAGGUUGUUCAACUUCACACACUUGAUAAAAGGAGCUUGUUUUCUCAUAUCAGAGGCGAGAUAAGCCUGAAGCUUUAUCUUUCAACCAGAGAGGAGGUUAAAGAAAUGGGUGGUAAUGGAACAGUGGUGAAUUCUGUUUCCACUUCCUCUACUGGGUUUUCGAAGAAGAGUAAGAAAAUGCAGGGACCGAGCUCUGUUAUGAUGGCUCAGCAGCAACUGAUACAGGAAAAUAAGCCAACACAGCAGGGUCAGAGCCUUUCAAAGCCUGUUGAGCCUAACCCUGGAGAAAUCAAGCCCGUUGUUAUCACAACCGGACCGGGUCCAGUUAUUCCCGGUACCGGAGGAGGUGCCGGAAACUUAGGGACCGGAGGCGGAGGCGGAGGAGGAGGAGCGGGUGGGGUGAAUGUGUACCCAAAUGGGUCUACUGAGUUUUCGCUCAAAGAGACUCAUCCUCAACUCGGUGGAGAAGCUUUGCAGAAAGACAAAACCAGCUCAACCUAUGAUCUUGUAGAGCAAAUGCAGUAUCUUUAUGUUAGGGUUGUGAAAGCCAGGGAAAUCUCUAUUUUUGGUGGUGGAGAGUUGGUGGCUGAAGUGAAACUUGGGAACUACAGGGGAAUCACGAAGAGGGCUAGUCUUAGUAACGUUGAGUGGCACCAAGUUUUUGCCUUUUCUAAGGAUUGUAUACAGUCAUCAAUGGUGGAAAUAUUUGUGAAGGAGGGCAACAAAGAUGACUUCCUCGGGCGCGUUUGGUUCGAUUUGAGUGAGGUUCCGAGAAGGGUUCCACCGGAUAGUCAAUUAGCACCACAGUGGUAUAGAAUGGAGGAUAAGAAAGGUGACAAGACAAAAACAGGGGAGGUAAUGAUAUCUAUUUGGUUCGGCACUCAAGCCGACGAAGCUUUCGCUGAAGCUUGGCAUUCUAAAGCUGCGAAUGUGCAUUUUGAUGGUCUUUCCUCGAUUAAAUCCAAGGUAUAUUUAUCUCCAAAGCUUUGGUAUCUAAGACUUUGUGUCAUUGAAGCUCAAGAUAUCCUUCCUGGUGAAAAAGGAACCACGUUGAUGAGAUUUCCCGAGCUUUCUGUAAAAGCCCAAAUGGGAAACCAGUUUUUAAGGACGAGAAUUUCGCCUGCAAGUCCGAACCGGAGUCUCUCCAAUCCAUAUUGGAACGAAGAAAUGAUGUUUGUGGUUGCAGAACCAUUCGAAGAUUACUUGUUGAUUUCGGUGGAGGAUCGUCUUGGACCCGGAAGAGAUGAGGUUGUUGGCAGGGUGGUUCUUCCAGUGACAGCACUCGAAAAGCGAAACGAUGAAAAGCUUGUUACUUCAAGGUGGUUUAACCUCGACAACCAUUUCAGCAAUGCAGCAGAUUCGAAAAUGGUGACCAGAUUUGGGUCUAGGAUUCAUCUUCGUGUUUCAUUGGAUGGUGGUUACCAUGUUCUAGACGAAGCAACUAUGUAUAGCAGCGAUGUUAGGCCUACUGAGAAGCAACUUUGGAAACCCCACAUUGGUGUUCUUGAAAUGGGAAUUUUGGGAGCCACAGGGCUUAUGCCUGUGAAGAUCAAGGAAGGGAAAGGAGGAUCAGCUGAUGCCUAUUGUGUUGCCAAGUAUGGACAGAAAUGGGUGCGAACCAGAACCGUGGUUGAUAGCUUGUCACCCAAAUGGAACGAGCAGUACACCUGGGAAGUGUUUGAUCCUUGCACUGUUAUUACAGUUGGGGUGUUUGAUAAUUCCCGCAUCGACAAGAACAUUUCGAACAACAAUGCAGCUCGUGAUGCUCGAAUCGGGAAGGUUCGAAUUCGAUUGUCGACACUUCAAACGGAUAGAGUUUAUACUCACUCUUAUCCUCUGCUUAUGUUGCACACAUCUGGGGUUAAGAAAAUGGGGGAGCUUCAUUUGGCAGUCCGGUUCUCAUGUGCCAAUGUGGCCAACAUGCUGCAUAUGUACACAAUGCCUUUGCUUCCGAAGAUGCAUUUUGUGCAUCCUUUGAGUGUGAACCAAUUGGAGGGUUUGAGGUACCAAGCAAUGAAUGUGGUAGCCUCUCGGCUUAGUCGUGCUGAACCGCCACUCGGCCGAGAGGUGGUGGAGUAUAUGCUUGAUCAUGACUCACAUAUGUGGAGCAUGAGAAGAAGCAAAGCCAACUUUUUUAGGCUAAUGAAUGUUCUUUCAGGCUUCAUUGCUAUGGGGCGUUGGGUCGAGGCAAUGCGGAAUUGGCACAAACCAGUGUACUCAACCUUGUUCCUGUUUAUAUUCCUCGUGCUAGUCCUAGUUCCGGAACUCAUAAUCCCUACCAUAUUGUUCUACAUGGCUUGUCUGGGACUUUGGCGAUACAGGGUUCGACCACGCCAGCCAUCCCAUAUGGAUAUCAGGCUGUCUCAUGCAGAAAGUGUUUACCCCGAUGAACUGGAUGAGGAAUUCGAUUCGUUCCCGACAAGCCGGAGCGCAGAUGUAGUAAGGAUGAGGUAUGAUCGGCUGAGGAGCGUGGCGGGAAGGAUUCAAACCGUUGUUGGUGAUAUGGCUACACAAGGUGAACGUUUCCAAGCGCUGCUAAGCUGGAGAGACCCAAGGGCAACUUUCUUGUUUGUGAUAUUUUGCUUCAUUGCUGCUUUUGGUCUCUAUGCAGUGCCAAUUAGAAUUGUGGUUGCUUUGUGGGGGGUUUAUGUGCUAAGGCCACCAAGGUUCAGGAGCAAGUUGCCUUCUAAGGCGUUGAGUUUCUUCAGGAGGCUGCCCUCAAGAGCAGAUAGCUUGUUGUAAACAAAUGAAUUAGCUUGACUUUUUAUAGUUUAGAAUUUCAUAGGGAACUACAAGGUGGGACCUUUUGUCUUGUUUUGUUUGGUUGGAUAUUGUCUCCCCUGCAGUCGUGUUGAUGUUUUGUCUAAGAGAACUAUUUAUGUUAUGCAUAUUCAUGAAGCAAUUUAUGUAUCUAGUACUGUUAUUACUGAUUUUAA
Molecule: messenger RNA, 3551 nt
Organism: Ziziphus jujuba (common jujube)
Lineage: Eukaryota; Viridiplantae; Streptophyta; Magnoliopsida; Rosales; Rhamnaceae
Product: multiple C2 domain and transmembrane region protein 10
Exons: 1
Coding region: 298-3357 (1019 amino acids)
Source: RefSeq, a predicted model, not a curated record